GGUCAGGCAUCCCAGGCAGUAUCAGGAGUCCAGGCACAGCCUCUCAGGAAGGCUGGAAGGGAACACCCAUGACUGUUAGUGCCCCUCCCCUGUCCCUGUACCUGCUGCCAGCUCUGGAGGACCCCAUCAGGGUCCCCAGAUGUACAAUUUUCUGACUUCCAUUUUGAGAGUCAGCAGAAGGGGAGGCUGUUGUCUCUGAGGAGGGCAGCUUCAGUUAAGCAGAGAAAGAAGUCCCAGAACUGGCCAAAAAACAAGAGAGAUGUGGAAGGACGGUGACCUCCCAACACGGAGGGGAGGCGCAGACUGCACCAAGCCACUCCCUGCUGACACCCCUGGAAAAAGGAGAGCGGGGUGUCAAGGACUGGGAAGGUGGGAGUGAAGAGGUCCCCAAGGCUUAGGGAGUGAGCAGGAAGGGUUGGAGGGCAGCUGGGAGGUGGGAAGGAACGGAUGGAAAAAAAGCAGAGAGGUGGGGGGUGGUUCCUCCUCAGAGAGGAGGCCCCGCCCCACAUUGACGCUGCGUCAGCCCUGGACAACCACGGCAGGGUUCCCGGAUGUGCUUUCCCGACGGCCAUCUUGGGAAUCUGAUGGAUCGGAGGCGUUUGUGAGGAGGCGCGAAUCGAGUUAGCGGGGGGAAGAGUCUUAGACCUGGCCAGUCCUCAAGGUGCUCCAGGAACCAGGUGGUGACGAACUGGGUGUGAGGCACACAGCCUAAAGUCAGCACAGCAGAGGAGGCCCAGGCAGUGCCAGGAGUCAAGGCCUGUUGGAUCUCAUCAUCCAUAUCCCUGUUGAUACGUUUACCUGCUGCUCCUGAAGAAGUCGUCAUGCCUCCCGUUCCAGGCGUUCCAUUCCGCAACGUUAGCAACGACUCCCCGACCUCAGUUGAGUUAGAAGACUGGGUAGAUGCACAGGAUCCCACAGAUGAGGAACAGGAGGACGCCUCCUCCUCCUCUUCCACUUUCUACUUAGUAUUUUCCCCCUCUUCUUUCUCCACAUCCUCUUCUCUGAUUAUUGGUGGUGUUGAGGAGGAGGUGCCCUCUGGUGUGAUACCAAGUCUUACCGAGAGCAUUCCCAGUAGUCCUCCACAGGGUCCUUCCCAGAGUCCUCAGAGCUCCUGCUGCUCCUCUUUUUCAUGGAGCUCAUUCAGUGAGGAGUCCAGCAGCCAGAAAGGGGAGGAUACAGGCACCUGUCAGGACCUGCCAGACAGUGAGUCCUCUUUCACAUAUACACUAGAUGAAAAGGUGGCCGAGUUAGUGGAGUUCCUGCUCCUCAAAUACGAAGCAGAGGAGCCUGUAACAGAGGCACAGAUGCUGAUGAUUGUCAUCAAGUACAAAGAUUACUUUCCUGUGAUACUCAAGAGAGCCCGUGAGUUCAUGGAGCUUCUUUUUGGCCUUGCCCUGAUAGAAGUGGGCCCUGACCACUUCUGUGUGUUUGCAAACACAGUAGGCCUCACCGAUGAGGGUAGUGAUGAUGAGGGCAUGCCCGAGAACAGCCUCCUGAUUAUUAUUCUGAGUGUGAUCUUCAUAAAGGGCAACUGUGCCUCUGAGGAGGUCAUCUGGGAAGUGCUGAAUGCAGUAGGGGUAUAUGCUGGGAGGGAGCACUUCGUCUAUGGGGAGCCUAGGGAGCUCCUCACUAAAGUUUGGGUGCAGGGACAUUACCUGGAGUAUCGGGAGGUGCCCCACAGUUCUCCUCCAUAUUAUGAAUUCCUGUGGGGUCCGAGAGCCCAUUCAGAAAGCAUCAGGAAGAAAGUACUAGAGUUUUUAGCCAAGCUGAACAACACUGUUCCUAGUUCCUUUCCAUCGUGGUACAAGGAUGCUUUGAAAGAUGUGGAAGAGAGAGUCCAGGCCACAAUUGAUACCGCAGAUGAUGCCACUGUCAUGGCCAGUGAAAGCCUCAGUGUCAUGUCCAGCAACGUUUCCUUUUCUGAGUGAAGUCUAGAAUAGUUUCUUCCCCUUGUGUUUGAACAGGGCAGUUUAGGUUCUAGGUAGUGGAGGGCCAGGUGGGGCUCCAGGAACGUAGUGUUCUUUGCAUUUCUGUCCCAUAUGGGUGAUGUAGAGAUUUACCUGUUUUUCAGUAUUUUCUAAAUGCUUUUCCUUUGAAUAGCAGGUAGUUAGCUUCAGAGUGUUAAUUUAUGAAUAUUAGUCGCACAUGUAUUGUUCUUUAUCUGGUUUAAGAGUAACAGUUUGAUAUUUUGUUAAAAAAAUGGAAAUACCUUCUUCCUUAUUUUGUGAUCUGUAACAGGGUAGUGUGGUAUUGUAAUAGGCAUUUUUUUUUUUUUACAAUGUGCAAUAACUCAGCAGUUAAAUCGUGGAACAAAAUUGAAGGGUGGUCAGUAGUUUCAUUUCCUUGUCCUGCUUAUUCUUUUGUUCUUGAAAAUUAAAGAUAUAUACCUGGCUUUGCUUAGCUUGUUGAAGAAAGUAGCAGAAAUUACAUCUUAAUAAAAGAAAGCCCCACUGA
Molecule: messenger RNA, 2454 nt
Organism: Pan troglodytes (chimpanzee)
Lineage: Eukaryota; Metazoa; Chordata; Mammalia; Primates; Hominidae
Gene: MAGEC2
Product: MAGE family member C2
Exons: 3
Coding region: 822-1928 (368 amino acids)
Biological process (GO): negative regulation of transcription by RNA polymerase II
Cellular component (GO): nucleus
Source: RefSeq, a predicted model, not a curated record